Messenger RNA from Solea senegalensis (Senegalese sole), 926 nucleotides. Its product is annotated as induced stolen tip protein TUB8-like. The transcript is spliced from 4 exons. Lineage: Eukaryota; Metazoa; Chordata; Actinopteri; Pleuronectiformes; Soleidae. Gene Ontology annotation, molecular function: proton transmembrane transporter activity. The coding region runs from base 61 to 762 and encodes 233 amino acids. The record is from RefSeq and is a predicted model, not a curated record. Gene Ontology annotation, biological process: proton motive force-driven ATP synthesis.
CUGAAGCUGUACCCGGUAGAAGCUGUGGCUGUGGCUGAGGCUGUGGCUGAAGCUGUACCCAUGGUAGAAGCUGUGGCUGAAGCUGCACCCGUGGUAGAGGCUGUGUCCGAAGCUGCACCCGUGGUAGAAGCUGUGGCUGAAGCUGAAGCUGCACCCGUGGUAGAGGCUGUGUCCGAAGCUGCACCCGUGGUAGAGGCUGUGGCUGAGGCUGUACCCGUGAUUGAGGCUAUCGCUGAAGCUGUACCCAUGGUAGAGGCUGUCGCUGUAGCUGUACCCGUGAUUGAGGCUAUCGCUGAAGCUGCAUCAGGGAGUGAAUCCAUUGGAGAAACUGCUGCUGCAUCCAUAGCUGAAAGUAUUGCAGCUCCACCUGCUGAGGAAUCUGAAGUUUCUCCCCCAGAGCCUACAGCCGAGCUUGUGGCUGACGUUUCUGCUCCUGUUGACGGUGCUGAUGAGCUAGUGGACCCUGCUCCAGUUGUAGCUGAAACUGCAGGAGAAGAACUGCAAAUGGAGGCCCCGGCUGAACCAGUUGAACCACUUGAGGGUCAUCUGGACCCCAUUCAGAAGCUCUUCCUGGACUCCAUACGCGAAUAUUCCACAAAAAGCCAGGCCAGUGGAGGAGUCGUUGAUGCCGGCUCAGAUUUUGAGAAGACUUUAGCAGAGGAGAUAACCAAGCUUCAGAGACUCUAUGGUGGUGGAGACCUCUCUUCUUUUCCGGAGUUUAAAUUCACAGAGCCCAAGUUGGACGAAGUGUCGCAGACGUAAACAUCAGCACUUUUCAUUCAGUCUUUUCUACUUGUUCCUGUUACUUGUUCAUUCAACAGUCUGCUUAUUGUCACCUUUAGCCUGUUUUUGUGUUAACAACAGAGCUUGUUCAAUUGUUACGUCUUCUAUGUAAAAGGAAAAUAAAGCCUCAGGUUUUGUCCAUG